Gordionus sp. m RMFG-2023 is the source of this 2406-nucleotide messenger RNA. RefSeq lists its product as uncharacterized. The record is from RefSeq and is a predicted model, not a curated record. NCBI's taxonomy places the organism in Eukaryota, Metazoa, Nematomorpha, Gordioida, Chordodea, Parachordodidae. The transcript is spliced from 3 exons. The coding region runs from base 56 to 2218 and encodes 720 amino acids.
UAAAUUUAUUUUUGUCAUAUUAUUGAAACUACAGAUUACUGGCUCGUCUAAAGGAAUGCAAGGAGCCAGAUUUUUUUUCCAUACCCUAAGACACAACAUAUACAGAAAUGUCACAUUUUUAUGUUUGGAAUUCUUUAUCUUUUAUUCUUGGUACUCUUACAGUUAUAAUUCAGGGAUUUUCCGGAAGCUUGAGAGUGGCGAAAAUAUAGCGCUACCAUUUUCCGUUCCUAAUACUUCUCAUAUUACUGAUACUUUAAUAAAUUUUAACCCAGAUUUAAUAAAAUAUAGUAAGAUUUCUUCUAUUUCAUAUGACUUAAAUAUGCCUCGUUGUAAAAUUUUACGAUUAAACACGUCCAUAAACGUUAUAACCCCUUAUCUAGAGCUCAAAUAUUUGAGCUAUUCGAAAUUAGAUUGCAUACAAGAUGUAAGAGUACCUUUGACAUUUUUAGAGUCUAAGGCUACAAAUCGUAUUGACAUUUCGGAACAAGAUUCGAAUUUCAAAAUUAUAUUAGAUACUAAAGUGCUAGAAGCUUAUUAUGGAGGUUCAAAAAAUUUAGGAAGCUGUUAUUACUUUCAGAUACUUAGAGAUGACAAAUCCAACCUUCCUGAUGAUAACAACAUUCUUGGGGAACCUGUUUAUUUUAAUACCUCAACUUUAGUUUACAUGUCCAACCUAGCCUCUUUUCAGAUGUCGUUCACUAAUGUCAAGCAGCAAAGCUUUGAUGUCUACCUCAGUGUGACAUGUCGUGAUAAAAACAACUCCGUCAUUUAUCAAAAUGCCCACAUAGUUCCUGCACGAGCUGUAGUGACCCAUUAUAUAAAGACUCAAAUAAAGCGUAAUUUAUUAAAUGAAGCCAAAUUAAGCAAUAAUAGAUUGAACGUACUACUAAUGGGUGUGGAUUCAACAUCAAGGGGAAAUUUUGAGAGGUACUUUGAUAAAACUUAUAGACUUCUUAGUUCUCUCAGAAAAAACGUUUACUCCUAUAAAGGUUAUUGUAAGGUAGGCGAUAAUACGUACCCCAAUUUAACACCUUUAUUCACUGGAAAAUGGGUUUCGGAAGAGUUUCCACAUGGAUCCAUAAAAUAUUUUGACAACUUAAGUCUGAUUUGGCGUGAAUACGAAAAAAGAGGGUAUGCCAGCAUUUAUUUAGAGGACGAACCUAUUUAUGCAACUUACAACUACCAAAAAAAUGGUUUUCUGGCCGUUCCUUCAAACUUUUACUUUCGACCAUUCUCCCUAGAAUGGAUGAGAUUCAUGAACCUCACAAAACGUUACGAUCAUUGUUCUUUGUAUGGCAAGAGUGAAAUUGACAUGUUGCUAGAUUAUUCUGAAUCUCUUAUUAAAUCAAUGGAAAUUCUUGGAAUAUUGGAAGAUCGCAUGCCGUUCCUAUUAAUCAUUCCUCCGGACAACUUUUUUAACGAUUAUGGCAUCGAAGAAUCCAUUUUUUCGAUGAAUACCAAACGAAUCGUAACGGCUUUUGAUAUACACGAAACAUUGCUUCAAUUACUGGACAUUCACCUGAUUAUAGAAGAAAAAACUCCCCUUAAACUUUCAAACAUGACUGGAAAUGAAAGCUUAAAGAAUAGAGAUAAGAAGGGACUUAGCCUGUUAAGUAUGAUCCCUUAUGAUAGGGAUUGUGAAUCGGCCCACGUGCCUAGUUAUUAUUGCCCAUGCAAUUGGCUAGCACCUAUUACUUUAACCACCUAUUUAAAUUAUCCAAAACAUUCGACGGACAAUAUUAGCGAGUUAUUUCAGAAAAUUCUGAACCUUGGAGCCGACUUAAUAGUUUCAAAGAUCAAGAACGAUAUACUCAUGCCCUAUAAAAAAGAUUGCAUUUUUGAGGAAUUUAGACUAGGCACAAUAAAAAAAUUUAUAUUGAUAUCGAAGGCGAAUAAAAGAAAUUUAGAAGAGUUGCAAGGUUAUAAUGCUAACGAGGUAAGAAAAUAUUUGAACAAACUGAGUGAAGGGAUCGAUAACGGACUAACUUCUUACAUAUCCAAAGUGAUAGAAACUUUUAAAAGUGUCAUAAUAAUAAUAAUAACUAAUCCCUUUCAAGGAAUAUUCGAGGCUACGUUAGAUUUUGAUAUGUAUAAUAUUUCAAAUAUAUUCAGCCGUGUAGCAGACAUUUCUCGCUUGGAUGGGUACUGGGAUCAAUCUUACUGCGUAAACGGGUCAGAAAUUAAAAAGUAUUGUUAUUGUAGAAAGUAUCAUAAUUAAAGCAACAUGGAUUAAAUUUCUUCCUAUUCUUAACACUAUAUGUUAAUGUUUUCAAAUAUGAUAACAGUUAGAUUUUAACAUAAUGCGAACUAAUUAUUUUAAAUAAGUUGAAUCAUAUAAACUUCUCUGCGAUAUUAUAUACAAUUUAAAAGACAUAAAUAUUUUUCUAUGUAAUUAAUUAUAUAUUA